Messenger RNA from Anarrhichthys ocellatus (wolf-eel), 6555 nucleotides. RefSeq names its product protein FAM171B-like. The record is from RefSeq and is a predicted model, not a curated record. The coding region runs from base 3974 to 5755 and encodes 593 amino acids. The transcript is spliced from 8 exons. Lineage: Eukaryota; Metazoa; Chordata; Actinopteri; Perciformes; Anarhichadidae.
CUUCACUGUAUCAAUAGUCAGAGCUAUCAUUAUAGGCCUGUAAAUGUGCUUCAUAUCUUUAACGCAAGCUGAAAAUAAAUCACAUUGUAGCAGGAGAAUAUUCGUAUUAAUUUGACUUUGUUAUUAUUAUUAUUUUUACUCCAUCAACCAUCAUAGUACAGAUCUUUCUCUCACAGAUUAAAGACUCCCAUGUCCUCGUUUGGUCGGACCAUCUGUAUCUAAAUCUACUGAUCACUUCAUGAGUAAUGUGAUGAUGGAGCUGCUGUCACCUCAUGAGUAACGGUUUCUCCCAUCUGUCCCUUGUUGUUGUUUUUUUACUGCAUCCCCACCACUAAGACAGCAAUUAAUCAGUUCAUAAGAGCAUUAUUCAUACAUUAUAACGACAGUUAGCCUUGUAAAGGAGAUUGCCAUAAUAUUCAUAAAAGUAAAAAAUAAAUAAAAAAGAUGUCAGCAUUACUUGUCUAUUAAUACAAAGUGUUUUAAUCAUGUGUUUGGAUGCUCAGCUCAGAGGGCCCUUAAUAUCAUACCACUCUGCAUUAUCAUGUCAUUCAAAUCAAGUGUUUACAGAAGAGCACACUCCUUCUUCUUUGUGCCAAGUGGCUAUAAAUCUAAAUGGUUAAAUCUAAAGUGCGUCUCACUGCCUCACUCUCUCACACACACACACACACACACAGAUGCAUGUGCUUGUCAUGGCAAUGUUCUUGUUCACAGCCGAGCGGCGGAGAGGAGCUGAAAGAGGGAUUUGUGACCCUUUUCAUCAACUGAUUCAUGACUAAUUCAUGCCGCUGUGGGAGUACAUUACCAUCCAUCACCACAUGAUCCACGGGUCGGCUUCGUCGGCCGAAAACACUUAGAAAUGCACCCAAGCAUGCUGUUGUCACUUGCACCCUCCCGGACUCCCCCCGCCCCCCUCAGUGCGUUGUGUCGUGCCAAGCCUUCUCCUCUUAGCCUCCCUCCUCUACAGAGUUAGCUCUCUGUAGAAGGGCUGCCCACUCUCCGCUUCUACUUUUAAAUAAGAAGAGAGAAUGUAGAUAAACAAAUGUACAAAAAAAAACACUCCUUUUGACACCUAUUAGGAGAUUCAUUGUUGCCCCUACAUGAUGGGCAAACAGAUUUAAAGAUUUAAUCAUCCACCCCAGGGGAGGAUUGCAGUUAUUUGACAACAGUACUGGUGGUUGUUCGGACAUUAAGUCUUUGUGCCCCCCCCCCCCUUCACCCUAAGCAUCUUUUCACUUCAAUCCGUGUCAGUUCAAUUUGAUAUUGCUGACUCGUGCCUGAGGGCGAUUUGGCCCACAUAUGAAAGGGUGCACUUGUGUUUUCCUCCAUCGGUGGAAUGUAUGGCCUAAUUCCAACACACGCACACAAACAAGCAUGUUUGGGGGGGGGGGGGGGGGCAGCAGAGCUAAGUCCCUGUUGGACCAUCUGUUUGUGCUGCCUGGUGGUCUCACGGAAUUGACCAGUCAACAUGUUUGUGCCUUUUGCUUGAUAUGCAAACAUGGUGUUUUUCUAUAAUUAUAGCUUGUCAUUCAAAUUUUUUGCCACAUUCACAAUUUAGUCUUUGAACAGUGGAAAUAUCUUCCUUGCGCUAUGAAUGAAAAUGUCUUUUAAAAAAUUCACAGGUUGAUAAAGAAAUGGUUUGAAAACACUUCACUUGGGUAAAUGCAUUAGUUUUAUUGGACACCGGGGCUGUCAUGUGCUCGGGAACAACAGUAUUCAAGCAAUAUCACACACACAACGUGGCAUCUAUUUCUCAUCUGCCUCGGCGGCUCAGACGGCCCAUUUCAAUCCACUUCAUAAACCUCUUUGUGCCAUGGCUCAGUGCGCCAAGUGCGUAGAUUAUAGUAAUCUGGCAUGAAACACCUCCACUUCAGAUCUAGUGACCCCCUUCUGUUAUGUUUGGCCACAAGCAGAGCACACAUAAAGCGGACGCUGCCUCUCCCGUAACAAGCAUCCUCUUGUCCAUCUGCACUGGUGUAUGUAUCCCAGUGGGUUGACAGUAACACUGCCAAAUGUAGUGUUUCAUAGUGAGGAUGAAAAUACAGGCACUGCUAUGGAAGCCCAUUUCUGCCACUGUGAUGACAAAAAAAAGGUCUGUAAAAAAUGCAAAAUAAUGACUUCAAUGGUCUUCCAUAUCCACCAAAGCAACAGAAGGAAGUGCAAGUCAAUAUAUUCCCAUUAUUUUGAGAUAUUAAGUAUUUCUUGUGAGCUUCUAAGUCAUUAUGUUGUGAUACUAAGUCAUUUUUGUGAGAUGCACAGUGAUUCAUUUGAGAUAAUAAGUCGUUAUUUUGAGUACGUACUUAUUAUUUUUUGAGAUACUAAGUCGGAACAUUAAGAUACUAACUCAUAACUUUGUGAUACUAAGUCAAACUAUUCAGAUAGUUUCUCAUUAUUUUUCACAUACUAUUAUUUUGAGAUGCUUAGUCUGUAUUUUUUUGAUACUAACUCAUUAUUUUGAGAUGCUAAAUCAAUGACCUACGGGAGUUUUUAUCUAAAUUUUUUAUCCUAGUGGCUGAAAUGGGCUUCCAUACUCCUGGCAGCUACACACACAACAGUGCAUGAUUUGGUUUAUUUUAACCCAAAAGAUGAUCUUUUUCUAAACCUAUCCAAAUAGGUUUGUUGCUGAAACCAAAGGAGAUUUCUGGCAGAAAGGAUGCCAACUCCUCCCAUGUGCGGUAGCUCCUGGCAUUUGUCUGCUCAUUAUCAAAGGGAAUUGUUUGAGGCAAUGAUAUGGGACGAUCUGGUUAUCUGGUUUUGGCACCUGCUGAAAUAUUGUUGAAAGCUGGUAACAUAAGGCAUGGCUUUGUGAGUUUUCAGUAAAGCUCUGGCAAAUAAUUUAGCAGCAGGAUUAUGAGCAAUAAGACCAGCAUCAGUGUCGAAUUGCCACCAUUAGAGAAAUAUUUUUUGACAUUAUGACCCGGUAGGAUUGCUGCUGUAGCGAUGUUGCAGCAUUUAGCUACUAAUAAAAAGGGCAGUAAGGACAUUUUAUGGCCUGUUAGCAUUAAAUAACUAUGAUAGUGUAGCUGUGGAGGGUUGAUGAUGAGCUGGGCUGCUGAGAUUUAUGGCUCCCAAAACUCUCUGUCUCUUUCUGGUCCAGACGGCAUAAGGACAGUCACUUCAGUGGAGAAAAUUUAUAGCAGGGUAAAAUGUGAAGGAAGAUUCCUUGGGCGCUGGCCAGUCCUAGCAGACUUUUACAGCUCUACAAAGUAGGUACUGUUGGUACUGAGAAGUUUCUUUGAAGUACUGUUCAUGGAUUCAUCUCUAGUUGUUGGGGCUCAGAUUUGUACAGGUCCAUGCCAUCAUACAUUUUUGUUUCUGGUCACAAAUGUGCUUUUUUAACCCACUGCUAUGCCACCUUUACAGCUGAAUGACUGCAGGUGUUCAAUACAACCCAUCAGAAAACACACUGCCUAUCAUUGAAAGUGAUUGUUAAUGUUGUGUUUAUUUUGGGGUUCCCUCCACAAGCACCACAUUCCUUUUAGAAAACCUAAUUUUACUGCAGCGGGUGUCUGACAGUCUGCUACACGCAGUCCUGGUUCUGGUUCUCCCGUGACUCCCUUCCCUCCAGCAGGCCCAGCAAUACGGCCUGGGCCUCCAGCAGCACAGUGUCGAUGUUAGCUCCCAGGGGCGACCGAUGGAGCAGCGAGGCAAAGCUCUGCUCCUGGCUGGAGGAGGGUGCUGAACUCUCCUCCGGCAGCUAACCCCGAUCUGGGUCGGUCCAGGGCAGGCUGUUUGCUUCCGGAGGCCCCGCUAAAGUCUGAGCUGAACCUCUUUCUUGUGAACCUGCAUGAUUUUAUCUGAUCUCUUUACACUAUGUCACCUGUCCUGAGUUAAAGUGAGUUAUAUGCAAUUUACAGUGCAUUCGUUUUCAUAGGUAUAGCUACGAACAGUGUAUGAAAACAGCCUGCAAGCAUUGAUCCUUGAUUCUGCUUUUGACCUAAAGGUCCAGGUUAACAGCGUGCUGAGUCGUCAGUACAUGACCCAGGCGGUGGUGGAGGUCUACAUCAACUACACCAUUACCAACACAGCUCUUACUGGGGAGGACGGCGGUGUUUUGCUCCAUGUACCUUACCAGACUGGGAUGCCAAUCACAAUUGUGGCCAGCAAGGACGGCUACAUUUGCACACUGCUGCCUUGUAAAACCAACAGAAUGCCAAUAUUUUCGUCUGUGACCAUGUCACUAUUUGGUCUGAAUCAGGGGAACAUCUGGCUCUUCGAUGAUUCUGUCCUUAUCACUGGCAAAACAUCUGAUGCUGCAUCACAGCCUAUUGUCCAGUUUCCCAAGAGCCUGCUGAAUCUGACAGACAGCAGUAAUGCCACCUCUGUUAAAGCGUACCUGACCAUCCCCAAGCUGCCGUCAAAGGAGGACAGCUUUCUUCAUACGUUGGGCAUCAUGAGCAGUAAAUCUGGAUACGUCAGUGUGGAGUUGAGUCCGGUUGCGGCUGUCAGUGUGCAGCUUUUCUCAGGAGACACGGAGCUGCAUGUGAGUGGGCCCAUACAGAUCAGCCUCAGCAUUCCAGACAGCUGUGGGCUUCAGACUUCCAAUGUUGUUCCAGCAUGGUUCCUUAACCGGACCACUGGUGGAUGGAUGAGAAAGGGGCUCGGGACGGUGGUGGUGUCAGUAGACGGAAAACUCAUGUGGACAUUCACAGCACCUCACCUUGGUUACUGGAUUGCAGCACCUUUGUCAUCCACCAGAGGUUUCUUCAGACUUGCCAUCCCCUUUGACUUCAUCUCACACCAUUCAUCUCUCCUGAUGGUUGUCCUUGGAGGAAUGCUUGUUAUUGUCACCUGUCUCCUGGUUGGGUUGUUGUUUUAUCGCAGACGUUCACUCAGUGAAACUAAAACAAAGAUCCUACCAGCGAUGAGAAAAGACCAAACCACCUCAACAUGUGAGGGUGAAGACUUUGAAGUAUCUUCAGUGGAUUCCUUUCAUCUACAGGGUGGAAUGAACCAUUCAUUCGCAGAAAGGGGGGAUAAUCGGCACAACGCCACUGUUAUUUCUAUGCACAACGCCGAUGUGAUAGCCAACCCCAACGCUGUGGCCAUCAGGGUGGAGCGUAACGAACCGGAGCGAAACACUGCACUGAAUGAUCUGAUGUGUUUGCACGAAACCACAGAUCAGAUCAGAGCUCCGGACUCACUGACGGAUAAUUUGUUUUUCUACAACCAACCUGUUGCCAUUUUUCACGCUCCAGCAUUCUUCCACUUGGAGGAGCAGCCGGAGCAUCCUCAGUGGAGCAAGUCGGCCACUCUUCCCCGCGCGGGGUCCGCAGCUGAGCCGCCGAGUCAAGACAGCUUUACGCAGGCUCUGCCAAAAGGUCCAUCUGCCAACCAGAACCAGGCAGCGGAAAAUGAGGACCAGCUCAGGGUUCUAGAGAGCUCUCUGGCUGAAACUUCACCCAACACAUCCAGGGGUCACUUCAGCCUCACGGAGUCAGCGUCGGUCCCAGGGACAUUGAAUAAAAUCAGGGCCAGUGGCAGACACUCCGUUCAUGCCUUGGCAGAACUUUCUAAAAUCCCCUCAACUCAGCCUCCUCGAGCCUGGUUUGUAUCACUGGAGGGCAAACCCGCAGCUGAGAUCCAUUACGCAGUGUCAGAGCAGCAGAGGCGGCGAAGGCCAGUCGAGAGUCGAGAAACCAGCUUAGACUCGGGCGUGGACAUGAGUGAACUGAACCAGACACCUGGAAGGAGGGCCGUAACGCUGGAGCGCAAAGCCACUUUUGUCAAAAGCAAUAAACCUGCAUCUCCACAGUAAAAGCCCUGAACACCUCCAUGCCUAUAUAGUCCUCUGAGUUUGUAUAAACAGCAUCGGUUCUAUCUGUGACUAAUUUACCUUCUUGCUGCUUCAUGUUUUACAUCGAUGUUAAGGUGCCAAUCCAAGUUGUGUUUAGAGGCCCAUUUCUACCAUCGGAUUUCACGCGGUCUGUGUUGCAACUGUUGCGCAUGUACGAAAGUGUGAACAGUCCAAAGCAGAGCAUGUGGAUUUAGCAGUUGUUUUCUAACAGCCUCUCCUGCCUCAAACAGAAGGUUUUAACAAGAAACAGAACAUUUUGCAAAGUGUCAGAUAUCAUUUCAUACUGUUAAGUUGCAUAGUUGCAGUUGCCCUAUUUGUCUGCCUCCAACGUGUCAAAGACAGCAACGUGAUUGAGAUAAAUGAGGUCAAACACUUCCAUAAUGACCACUCUUACAUUUUUAUUCCUCCCAGAUUAACAGACCGACUACCAUGGCUGACUGAACAUGACUAAGUGUUUGUUAGUUUAACUAUGCCACCUGAUUUGUCUUUGUGCAUAUUUGUUUGUGCAUGUUUUUUUUUAUAUAUAUUGUCAUGAAGUGAAUCAUUUUCAUAAUAUUUUAACAAUAAAAUAAAAAUUAACUUGGUGAAGCCAAUUAAUUUGACAUGAUUCUAACUCCUAUUAAGGAAUGAUAAGGCAUUCAUUUGAAUUGAAGGACCCUUUAAUGACUUUAAUAUCUGCACACACGUUCUGGAUGCUCUGCAGCUCUUUUUCAGCAGGUACAAUUGUGUGAAAAAGUGUUUGCCCCCUUCCUGAUUUCUUA